Messenger RNA from Centropristis striata (black sea bass), 1660 nucleotides. RefSeq names its product growth hormone secretagogue receptor a (gene ghsra). The transcript is spliced from 2 exons. Gene Ontology annotation, molecular function: growth hormone secretagogue receptor activity. The coding region runs from base 1 to 1152 and encodes 383 amino acids. NCBI's taxonomy places the organism in Eukaryota, Metazoa, Chordata, Actinopteri, Perciformes, Serranidae. The record is from RefSeq and is a predicted model, not a curated record. Gene Ontology annotation, cellular component: plasma membrane. Gene Ontology annotation, biological process: G protein-coupled receptor signaling pathway; hormone-mediated signaling pathway.
AUGCCCUCUUGGCCCAAUCUCUCGGAGUGCCUCUCCCAUAACUGCAGCUGGGGGGAGACUCACAACGCCACACAGGACGCUGACCUCGGCCUGCCUCCUCUUAACUACUACUCAAUCCCUCUCCUUACGGCCAUCACCAUCGCCUGCACGCUGCUGUUUCUGAUCGGGGUGACUGGGAAUGUCAUGACCAUUUUGGUGGUCAGUAAAUAUCGGGACAUGCGAACUACCACUAACCUUUACCUGUGUAGCAUGGCCGUAUCUGACCUGCUCAUCUUCCUCUGUAUGCCCCUAGACCUCUACCGGAUGUGGAGAUACAGGCCCUGGCGGUUUGGGGCUGCACUCUGCAAGCUCUUUCAAUUCGUAUCAGAGUCCUGCACCUACUCCACCAUCCUGAGCAUCACUGCGCUCUCAGUGGAGCGCUACAUGGCGAUUUGUUUCCCUCUGCGCGCCAAGGCCCUGGUUACCAAAAGGCGGGUGCGUGGCCUGAUUCUUCUACUCUGGACUGUGUCUCUAUUGAGCGCCGGACCUGUGUUUGUCAUGGUGGGAGUGGAGCGUGACAGCAUGGGGCCAGAUUUCAGCUCGGAGAUGAAUGAGACUGGCUUCUUCCUGGAGGCAGGAGACACCAGGGAGUGUAAGAUGACGCAUUACGCAGUGGAGUCUGGCCUGAUGGGAGCCAUGGUGUGGUUGAGCUCUGUUUUCUUCUUCAUGCCGGUCUUCUGUCUCACAGUACUCUACAGCCUCAUUGGCCGACGGCUGUGGCAGAGACACAGAGAGACAACCAUCAACUCCCGUGUGGCUCACCGGGACAAAAGCAACAGACAGACCAUCAAGAUGCUGGUGGUAGUGGUGUUGGCCUUCGUCCUGUGCUGGUUGCCGUUCCACGUGGGUCGCUACCUGCAGUUCCGCUCUCUGGACGCUCCCUCUCCGCUACUGUCUGUGUUGUCCGAGUACUGCAGUCUGGUGUCAGUGGUCCUCUUCUACCUGAGUGCCGCCAUCAACCCCAUCCUCUAUAACAUCAUGUCCUGGAAGUACCGGGGCGCAGCAGCGCGCCUCUUCGGCCUGACUGACAGCCAGCCAGCACGAGGCCGCACAGCCAGCACCAUGAAGGGAGACGGCUCAAAUGUCUGGACUGAAUCCACAGUCAGCUUUUAAACAAACGGCUGUAAAAAUCAGUCAUAUGUUGAUAACGCUGAUCUAAAAGCCAUUAUUUCUGAAAGGCCGAAGAAAAACUGCUCUGUAGCUACGUGACUGCGGGACUUGCCUUUAUGUGACUGGGACUAAAAGAAGCAGAAGAGAGCCACACACAGCUGCAAGCCUCCGCUUUAUCAACAUGCACCAAUCGCACUUCGACUUUUUGUUUAUUGUCUUGUUGGAUUAUUUCAGCAAGUGCCAUUCAGUAUUCAUAUAACACGCUCAGCUGCAUUUCAAAAGCACCACUGGUGGAGUGCAAAAUACACACCAGCUUGAAGUGCUUGUAUUGAUCCAAAUGUGAGCAAAACAGGGGCGCGCGUGCCCGUACACACGCACACAUAUAAAUAUGAUACACAUCUACAAUAUUGCCUUAUAUUGUAUUCAUACUCUGGAUGACAAAGAAAGCACUGUAGAACCUGUGGCACUGCUCUGUACUCCUUCAGAGAGGGGCAGAAGUGCUGUGUGUGUG